Molecule: messenger RNA, 2275 nt
Organism: Pimephales promelas (fathead minnow)
Lineage: Eukaryota; Metazoa; Chordata; Actinopteri; Cypriniformes; Leuciscidae
Gene: mpdu1a
Product: mannose-P-dolichol utilization defect 1a
Biological process (GO): oligosaccharide biosynthetic process
Source: RefSeq, a predicted model, not a curated record
GCCGUCAAACUAACUUGAGGCAGUUUUGGUGGAUUUGAGCUAAUAAGACUUUUGUUAUGAAUGGCCACUAGUUAAAAAAAGAUUUUGCUUAGACAUUACAAAAAGACGGGAAAAAAGUCUCGUAUCGAAUGUUAGACAACGUUAGUAAGUUUAGCCAUGUGAAGAGGAAUCUGUCAAUGUUAAUUCACUGAUUAUUCUCUGUUCUGCAGAUUAGGGUUGGGAUACGAUAAACGACCACCGACAGGAAGGAAUACAUGAACUAUGGACACCUCUGACCAAGGGACGAUGCCUCCGUUGAAAGAAUUUUUGCUAACUUUCUUCAUGCCAGAAAAGUGUUAUGACCACUUUUUCAUUUACUUCAACUUUUUGCACGUACCUUGCUUGAAGAUUAUCAUGAGCAAGACUAUGGGAAUACUGAUUUUGAUGGGAAUUGUUAUUGCUCCUCUGCCUCAGAUCUGUAAAAUCCUGUGGUCUGGAAGUUCUAAUGGCCUGUGUCUGACAUCAUUUUUUCUGGAGCUGUUGGCCAUCUCUACUCAUGCAGCUUUCUGUUACACUCAAAACUUUCCAAUUGGAGCCUGGGGGGAAAGUUUGUUUGCAUUGAUCCAGAUUGCUGUCCUGGUUUUGCUCAUCCAGCACUACCGAGGGAAAACCAUAAAAGGUAUAUAUUUUCUUGCUCUAUACUGUGGCUUUAUGUUCCUCCUGACCUCCCCUUUGACCCCUGUGUCAGUGGUUUGGACCCUGCAUGAAUGGAAUGUGCUGUUGGUUAUUGCUGGAAGGUUCCUCCAGGCAAGCAGUAAUUUUAAAUGUGGACACACAGGACAGCUGUCUGUACUCUCAGUUUUCCUGUCUUUUCUCGGCUCUCUGGGGCGUAUCUUCAGCUCCCUGCAGGACACAGGCCUAUCUCUCUUAAGUCAGAUGCAUGCACUGUCCUGUUGUGGCAGUGGGCUGAUGCUUUUACAGGUCCUUUUGUACUGGAAUAAAUGCAAGACAAACCAUGAGAAAGAAGAACAAGUGCAGAAAGACAAGGCUGAAUAAAAGAGAUCUGUUUUUCUGUCACUUGGUCAGGUAUAUUCUGACUUGGAUUUACAUCUCAGAUUGUGCAUUUGCACUCCUGGAAAAAGAGGUUGUGAAUCAUCCAAUGUCUCAUGAAAUGUUUGUAUUUUCAGUUUUCAGUCUCAAGAUGUGAUUUCAUUUCUCUUUUUCAGCAUUUAGUGUUCUGCUGUACUCUGCACAUAUUCAGAAAUCUUUUCUGUAAUAAAAUAUGUUUCUAGUGUUGUUAAAGCUCCUCUAACAUGUUGUUUUUGGGUGAAAAAAAAAACGGGUUGGGUGACAGUUUCUUGGGGAUUAGUUGUGAAGUCAACAAGUAGUUUAAAGGUAUUGAAAUGACAGACGGCAUGUCCCCCGGUGUUGCUUAGGCGCUGUGUUGACGCUGUGGUGUGGUUAGUUUGUUAGGUCUGGUUGUGUAGUCUUGGCUCUGUCUGCUUUGUGGGAGGUCUUCUCUGCGGGGCCGUGUUUGUUUCCGGAGCAAUGAAAACUCGCUGAAACAUGAGUCAUAAAGCGUCUGUGCAUGCGUGUGGUUCGCUCCUUAUCUACCUGUCUGACAGACCUCAAUCUACCAUCAUAAUGAUCUAAUCUGUGUGUCUGUGUGGAAACGCCACACCGUGCGUGUGUUUGUUUGCCCUGCCCAUGAGGGUCUGAAAGAAUCGUGUGUGUGUGUUUGUGAUAGGACUUGAAACUCUUGAAAGAGUUAUGUUGAAAACAAAGUGAUUAACUUAUGUAUUUCAUACUUAUAGUUUUUACACAAGUUUUAGAGAUUUUGAUUGUGUGUCUGUAUUAUCGGAUCACUUUGAUGUGUGUUGUUUGGUUGUGUCUGAUAAGCAGCCCAGUGAUGCAAUUCUUCCGUAUACCUUAAGAAUGUGUUUGAGUAUUUCUAUCUGUGUGGGCCGCACUCGAGUGGCUGGUGGCUGAUGAUACAGAUCCAACUGUAGAUAGUCAUUCACGGUGUUCUGAAAUUGGGACAAACAUGAACGAUUAAAAAUUAUGAAUGAGUGCAGAUGAAGUAAACCUCAUUUAGAUAGGGGUGUUUCAUGAACUUUUGCCAUGUUUUUUGCCUUUAUUUUUUGCUACGUUAAAAUGCUUUUCAUUCAUGUAUUUUAUUGAUUUACCUUUCUCCCAGACCCUAUAGAAAAUCUAUAAAUAAAUCUAUUGUACCUUAUAAAAAUGAGCUAAAUACAUCGAUUUAAAAUAUUACUGAUUUUAUAAAAAAAAAAAAAAA